Phalaenopsis equestris is the source of this 2465-nucleotide messenger RNA. RefSeq names its product protein NPG1-like. NCBI's taxonomy places the organism in Eukaryota, Viridiplantae, Streptophyta, Magnoliopsida, Asparagales, Orchidaceae. The transcript is spliced from 5 exons. The record is from RefSeq and is a predicted model, not a curated record. Gene Ontology annotation, molecular function: protein binding. The coding region runs from base 236 to 2275 and encodes 679 amino acids.
CAUUUCCAUUCUCGUCACUGUUCUCGCGCUCGGUGAGCAGGGAGCAACGAUGGAUACCGUGCUCAUCUCUGGAGCACCCUUUCGACCAUCGUCCCCAUCGAUUUAUCCAGAACCCUGCUGCGGUUACUGGUCUGACGAUUUCCGGCUAUGAGAGGAAUCUUCAGCACCGAUCUUAUCACUCUGUUCUGUUCUUCUCCUUGCUGAGUUGCGGCGGCGGGCGGAGGUGGAAGGAGUGAUGGGGGAGGAGGCUUCAGUGAACGAAGCAUCGUUGAAGGUGUCGGAAGGAGAAGUUAAGCCGGAUGAUGGGGAGAUCCAGGAGGCCGAGUUGUCGCUGCGAGAGGGGCUUUCGCUGAACUACGAGGAAGCAAGAGCCCUCCUUGGAAGGCUUGAAUAUCACAAAGGCAACAUUGAAGCUGCUUUGAGGGUUUUUGAUGGUAUAGACCUCCAAGCUGCCAUACAUCGCCUUCAAUCUUCUCUUGCUGAUAAACUCUCUCCGAGGAAAAGUCGUUAUCGGAGUGAAUUGCAACGUUCAGCAUCACAACAUGCAGCUAGGCUUGUUCUUGAAGCCAUUUAUUUGAAAGCAAGAUCUCUUCAAAAGCUUGGCAGAGCUUCUGAGGCUGCUCAAGAAUGCAAAAGUGUCCUUGAUGCUGUGGAGAAGAUGUUCCGUCAUGGCAUACCGGAUGUGUUGGUUGAGAAUAAAUUACAGGAAACAGUUCGGAAGGCCGUGGAGUUACUUCCAGAACUCUGGAAGCAAGCUGGACAGUAUCAGGAAGCUUUGAUUUCUUAUAGGCGUGCUCUUCUUGGUCAUUGGAAUCUCGAAGAUGAAUGUUGUGUGGGGAUACAGAAAAGAUUUGUGAUCCUCCUCUUAUAUGGUGGUGUAGAGGCUGGCCCUCCGAGUUUAGCUUCCCAAACUGAUGGCUCAUUUGUUCCAAAAAACAACUUGGAGGAGGCCAUCUUGAUCUUGAUGAUUUUGUUGAAGAAAUGGUAUCUCGGCCUGAUUCAGUGGGAUCCAUCGUUGAUGGAUCAUUUUACAUUCGCCUUAUCUAUAUGUGGUCAGACUAAUUUCUUGUCCCGGCACAUUGAAGAGGUCUUACCUGGAAUGUAUCCCAGACGUGAUAGGUGGUAUACCUUAGCUCUUUGCCUCUGUGGAGCAGGACAAGAUAAAGAGGCGUUAAAUUUACUCAGAAAAGUUCUGAAUAAGCAUGAAAAUCCGGGUGAUUGGAGGGCAUUGCUAUUAGCAGCUAAGAUUUGCAGCAACGACUGCCUCCUUGCUUCUGAAGGAAUUUAUUAUUCCCAAAAUGUCAUCGCUAAUGGUGGAAGGGUUGAGAACCAUCUUAAGAGAGUGGGUCUUCAAUUUUUAGGCAUCUGCCUAGGAAAGAAAGCUAAGGCUGCACUAUCCGCCCAAGAAAGGUGUUGCCUGCAAGCUGAAGCAAUUAGUUCUCUGGAGGCCGCAGUGGUUUUAGAUCAUCAUAAUUCGGAGUUAAUCUAUGACUUAGGUCUUCAAUAUGCUGAACAGUGCAACACAAAUGCUGCCAUUCGAUGUGCAAAAGCUUUUAUUGAUGAGACUGGUGGAGCAAUGCUGAAGGGCUGGAGGUUACUCGCUUUGCUUUUGUCUGCCCAGCAAAGAUACCUGGAGGCUGAAGUUGUUACAGAUGCUGCUUUAGAUGAGACAUCAAAAUGGGAACAAGGGCCGUUACUUAGAAUAAAAGCAAAAGUAAAACUUGCUGAAUCUUUACCUAUGGAUGCAGUUGAUACGUACUGUUUUUUGCUUGCUCUUGUUCAGGCCCAAAGGAAGUCUUUUGGCUCUUUCAGGAGCAGUACACAGAUUGAGGGUGUCAAAGAAUUUGAAGUCUGGCAAGAUCUUGCAUACCUCUAUUCUAGCCUUUCACAAUGGAAAGAUGUUGAGGCAUGCUUGGCGAACGCUAUGGCGUUGAAACCAUAUGCAGCUUCUACAUGGCAUUCAAAAGGCUCCAUGCAUGAAGCUCGGUCAGAGACUCAAGCAGCACUGUCAUCCUACAGCAAUGCGCUAUUUAUGGAUCCAGAUCAUGUGCCCAGCAAGGUUUCUCUCGGUGCUCUUUUAUGGCGGAGCGGAUCGAAGCCAUUAGCAAUGGCGAGAAGCUUCCUAUCGGAUGCUCUCCGGCUUGAACCGAUGAAUAGGAUGGCUUGGUAUUAUUUAGGAAUGGUGCACAAAGAGGAUGGAAGGUCCACAGAUGCUGCUGAUUGCUUCCUGGCAGCUUCAAUGCUGGAGGGGUCUGAGCCUGUAGAGUACUUCUGAAUUGAUCUCAUUAUAAGAGGUGGUUUGUAUCAAUAAUAUGUUUUCUUUCUUGUAGCAUAGCUAGGCAUGAUUGUUCUGAUUUUCAAAUUUUGUAUAGAUUUUAGGUGGAGAGUUUUUGUUUUGGGAAGAUUUACGUACAUACCACUUAAUUCCUAUGUAUUUACAUAUGUAUGACCUCAACAUUCAUUUU